UUCAGACCUGCUGUACCAGUUCCGACUCUGUGAUCGGGGAGUUUUUAACAAAGGAUGCCACCGUGGAAAACCACCGCAAGGACAAAAUGCGUAAAAAUGCAUUUGAUGUUUUUGUUCUUGUUGCCUCAAUUGUUUUUUGAGUAAGAUUAUUUUUUUCAAACAACAGCUUCAUAAUGAUGCAUGCAUUUGCCUGCAGUCAUAUGGACUUUUGUUUGGUCUUUUUGUUUUUUUAGAUAUCAGUCGCUUGAAUCGAAAGACGACCGCUUUACUGGAAAUAGAGUCUGACGACACAUUGCUUUCUUGAGGAAACUUACUCUAAAGUUCUCUUUAUGGCGUUUCAAAAUGACUGACUUCAACUUGAGGAACGAAAGCAAUGGGAUCUAUUUGGCUGAAGCUUUCAAUGGAUCUGUUCUGGACCAAGUAUUUCCAAACGACAGCAUCACGACAUGCCCAAACUUCAAUGUGGACUCGCAGGUUGUCGGGGUUGGGAUCUUUCUCUUCGUUUUUAUUUCGGUGGCAAUUGUUGGGAACAUUUUGGUUAUCCUGUCCGUUGUAUGCAAUAAACAUUUGCAGACGGUCACAAACUUCUUCAUUGUCAACUUAGCCAUGGCAGACCUGCUGUUGAGCAUUAUCGUGCUGCCUUUCUCUGCAUCUCUAGAGGUUCUGGGAUGCUGGGUGUUUGGCCGGGUUUUCUGUAACAUCUGGGCAGCGGUGGAUGUGCUCUGCUGCACCGCAUCCAUCCUCAGCCUCUGCGUCAUCUCCAUCGACCGGUACAUAGGUGUUAAACACUGCCUGAAAUACCCGACUAUUAUGACAGAGAAGAAGGCAAUAGCUAUUUUAGGGCUCGUUUGGGUGUCAUCUACGGUCAUCUCUGUUGGACCACUCCUGGGAUGGAAGGAACCGCCGCCUGUGGACGACAGAAUCUGCAGCAUCACAGAGGAGCCCGGCUACGCGCUCUUCUCCUCUCUCUUCUCCUUCUACCUCCCGCUCAUGGUCAUUCUCAUCAUGUACUUUCGGGUUUAUGUCGUGGCCCGCAGGACUACUAAGAGCCUAGAAGCGGGCGUCAAACGAGAGAGAAAUAAGUCGAUGGAAGUGGUCCUCCGGAUACACUGUCGCAGCGUGCUGGAGGACGCGACCAGCUCAAAGAGCAACAAAAACCAUCCGUUUCGAAGUUCGCUGUCGGUGCGGCUGAUGAAGUUCUCCAGGGAGAAAAAGGCUGCUAAAACCCUCGCCAUCGUUGUGGGGAUGUUCAUCUUGUGUUGGCUGCCCUUUUUCUUCUUUCUGCCUAUGGGGGCCUUAUUUCCAGCACUGAAGCCAUCAGAAACGUUGUUUAAGGUGGUCUUCUGGCUGGGCUACUUUAACAGCUGCAUCAACCCCAUGAUCUACCCCUGCUCCAGCAAAGAGUUCCAGCGGGCAUUCACUCGGCUCCUCAGGUGCCAGUGUCAUCAAAGACAGAGGGUCCUGCGUCGCUUCUAUGACCACAGGUGGCGGACGGCUGUCAAGGGAAUGACAAGGGAUCAGAGGGGAGACUGUAAGCCCGGCUAUGCUGUGCACGAAUCCUGUGGCAACUCUUUGUUUCACAAGGGAAAAGGGCCCUCGCUAGGUUUCAAGAGAUGGAGUCUGUUUCCACCUCUGCAAACAUCUUCUUUUCAGCUCAAAGAGAAAGUGAACAAUCUGUCAAAUAAAAUCAAGGGAGGGCCAGGAAAAGGAACCAAACCUGCAUUGGGUCGGAUGGAUACAGUAGACACAGUCUCUAUGGGGAUUUACAACUCUUGUGAGCAGAGCAGUUAUCAAUUCGUUGAUCUGGAAGACUGCUAUGGUCUUAAAGAGACUGACAUUUAAGAGGCAACCAGAGAAUCUUUUAUUCAUUUUCAGAGCGCCAUAUUGGACCGACAUGGGACGUACUUUUUUGUUCACAAAACAUCUGUGAGUCCGAGCUUGAUUAAAGCUGCAGACUGAGAACAAUGGCUUGAUCCCAGCCCAAACAGGACUAAACGUUUUUCUCAAUCCCUCGCUCACAUCAUAUUUAUAUAGAUGACAAAUCUUGCCAUUUAAGUGGACACAGUAGUAGCCACAUUCUUUGACUUACUUUAAUUGCUGUCACUUGGAAGCACUGUGCAUCGACAUUACACAGCCUAGUUGACACGCAUACGCCCUUUCGGCAAGACAUUUAACAUUAGCCUCUAUAUUACCGCUUAUUUCUUUAAAUUUAUAUAUUAAAUUUAUAUUUCAGCUGAUUUCAGAGAAAAAAAGAACAUACAAAUGUAAAGGAUUGAAACAAAUAUCUUGAAAACUCUAACAGAGCAAAAUAAGAGUUAUAAGGAACAUUUUUGUUGUUACGAGAAUGUUUGGGUUUAAUUAAAAGUAAUAUGUCAAAAUGAAUCAUGAUAUUUCAUCAAUUCUGGGGGUUUUGACAAGGCAUUGUAAAGGUAAGAGUCCGCCUAUGAAUAAAGAUGCUGCACAGUAUUUAUUCUAACUGUUGGAUGUAGAAGUUAACUUGGCAUUGAUAUGUACACUUAUUUGAAUAUAAAUCCAUGUGUCCUCUUGGCCCACUUAACUGUAAUUUCUUUGCCAAGUGAGUGCUAAUGUGAGAUAAACAUGCUUUUUUAGGGAUACUUUCUAAUGUUAUGUUUGUUAACGUAAGAUAUAAAUGAGAAAUAAAAUAA
Anarrhichthys ocellatus (wolf-eel) is the source of this 2666-nucleotide messenger RNA. It is a transcript of the gene adra1d, whose product is annotated as adrenoceptor alpha 1D. Bases 343 to 1842 code for a protein of 499 amino acids. Gene Ontology annotation, biological process: positive regulation of MAPK cascade; positive regulation of vasoconstriction; adenylate cyclase-activating adrenergic receptor signaling pathway. Lineage: Eukaryota; Metazoa; Chordata; Actinopteri; Perciformes; Anarhichadidae. Gene Ontology annotation, cellular component: plasma membrane. The record is from RefSeq and is a predicted model, not a curated record. The transcript is spliced from 2 exons. Gene Ontology annotation, molecular function: alpha1-adrenergic receptor activity.